AUGCCAAUCCGCCCGCCCGGUUUGCUCUCCCAAUACCAUUUACACUAUCUGUACUUCGUAUUUGUUACGGACCAUGGCCGGGCUCGUCUCCUCAGAGAUGCGGAUCAUCCGUCCACUCUCUUCGCGGGUGCUCACUAUGCCAUGCUGAUGCGGCAGGCAGGACAUAGACCCAACGGAGACAUUCGCAGUGUGUCGAGGCACCCGGCAAACGGGUAA
Messenger RNA from Colletotrichum destructivum, 216 nucleotides. RefSeq lists its product as uncharacterized. The transcript has 2 exons. Lineage: Eukaryota; Fungi; Ascomycota; Sordariomycetes; Glomerellales; Glomerellaceae. The record is from RefSeq and is a predicted model, not a curated record. The coding region runs from base 1 to 216 and encodes 71 amino acids.